GCUGAGCUCGUGUGCGGUGGCAGCCGUGUUAGGAGCGGCUGCAGCAAAGCGUUUGGCGCGAUGUCUCACACCAUUUUGUUGGUACAGCCUACGAAGAGACCAGAAGGCAGGACUUACGCUGACUAUGAGUCUGUGAAUGAGUGCAUGGAAGGUGUUUGUAAAAUGUAUGAAGAACAUCUGAAGAGAAUGAAUCCCAACAGCCCCUCCAUCACAUACAGUAUCAGUCAGUUGUUUGACUUUAUCGAUGAUCUGGCAGAUCUCAGCUGUCUUGUUUACCGAGCUGAUACACAGACGUACCAGCCUUAUAACAAAGACAGGAUCAAAGAGAAGAUCUACGUACUCCUUCGUCGACAGGCCCAACAGGCUGGGAAGUAUUUGAGUUGGAAGCAUUGGGGGCUGAGGGUGGGCUUGGAACAGGUGCUUACAGCGUGCUGUAGUGAACAUUUUGUAUGAUAGUAAUCCUGUUUC
Peromyscus californicus insignis is the source of this 468-nucleotide messenger RNA. Its product is annotated as enhancer of rudimentary homolog. The record is from RefSeq and is a predicted model, not a curated record. Lineage: Eukaryota; Metazoa; Chordata; Mammalia; Rodentia; Cricetidae. The transcript has a single exon. The coding region runs from base 61 to 453 and encodes 130 amino acids.